Molecule: messenger RNA, 4646 nt
Organism: Strongylocentrotus purpuratus (purple sea urchin)
Lineage: Eukaryota; Metazoa; Echinodermata; Echinoidea; Camarodonta; Strongylocentrotidae
Product: transmembrane protein 62
Exons: 16
Coding region: 208-2241 (677 amino acids)
Molecular function (GO): hydrolase activity
Source: RefSeq, a predicted model, not a curated record
ACCGUACAAAAAAAAUCGAACAAUUUUCUGAACUAGAUUUUAGUCUAAAAGAACCCUCUAAAUAAUCUCUAUAAAUAGCACAAACCAAGAUCAUGGGUCAUCCCGUUUAUAUUGAUGACCAGGUCAUGUGAUAAGGAUUUUGUAUGUUUGUUCGAGAGUGAGCUGAGAUUACAAAAGCUAAACAAAAACGAUCACUGAUCAUUCAUCAUGCAGCCACUGAAAGGGUGCAUUCUUGUUACAUCUGUUGUGGUUACCAUAGCAACAGUCAUCUAUGUCAUCACCUGGUCCGUGCAUUACUUCACCGUCCCAGUCAAGUACUACGGCCCUCCGCAUCCCAACGACAAUGUACCACCGUACCCAGGAGCAACCUCAGAGAACCUAUGGUGGUUUGUACAGAUAUCAGACACUCAUCUAACUUCAGUGGAGAAUGCUGAGAAGGCAACACGGCUACGAGACUUCAAGACAUUUUGUCACGAGCAUCUGCAUAUCAUUCAACCCAUGCUGGUUCUUCAUACAGGUGACAUCACAGACGGUGCUCCUCAUGCGUCUCAGAAUAAAGAAGAUUGGAUAUCGUAUCAACAGAUCGUAUCCGAGGCUAAGCUACCUUACUCACUCAGGUGGCUGGAUGUGAGAGGAAACCAUGACAACUUCAAUGUACCCUCCCGGCUUCAUGAAAACAACUUCUACAGAGAGUAUUCCGUCCUAGGUGAAAAGGGAGACGACUCGUUUCUCUACAAGCUUGAGCUGCCCUUUGGGACCUACUCCUUCAUCCAUGUCGAUGCCCUUCUCAAGAUCGGUACCAAGAGACCUAUCAACUUCUACGGAAUCUUGGAUGAGCUGAAUGUGUACCACCUCAAGACAUUGUCCGAGAGGGCCCAGCAGACCCCCAGCAAUCAGACGAUAUAUUUUGGUCACUACCCAACCUCGACGAUUCUUGCCCCCCAUGGACUGUAUGACAUAAUUAAAGGUGGGAUAGCCUAUCUGUGUGGCCAUCUUCAUGAUCUAGACUUGAAGCAUGGGAUCAAGAGGAUGUAUGUCCUCCAGAGGUAUGGCAGUCUGGAACUUGAGCUGGAAGACUGGAAGAAACACAGAAAAUUUCGCGUGAUGGCCUUUGACCAUGAUAUGCUGUCCUUCACCGAUGUCCAGUUUGGUGAAUGGCCAGUCAUUCUGAUCACCAAUCCUAAACCAGCACGGUUCCUGGCCCCAGGGCAUGAACCAGAAAAGAAGAUGUCCCAUUCAACUCAUAUAAGAAUACUUGUUUUCUCUCCAAGAACAAUCAAACAAGUCAAGGUGGAGAUUGAUUUUAAACCACUGGGCCUAGCUAAACAAGUGAAUGAAGGACCUCUCUUCGUUUUGCCAUGGAAACCGGAUCGUUAUUCAAAUGGUCUGCAUUUAAUUGAAGUCAAAGUCAAGGAUGCAGCAGGGAGGUAUAAAACAGUUAGUCGAGAGUUUUCCCUCGAUCAGUCGAGGCCUAACCAACCUUUCUUGUCAUCACUUGUCAUCAUGAUCAACAGCUUUAUCUUUUUGGUGUUAUGGAUCAUUGGCUUAGAAUGUUUGUGUGUGCUUCCACUUGUUUUCUUUAGAAGAUACACAGAGAGACCCAAAGCUGGUCAACGACCCUCUGUUGUCUGCUACGCUCACUUUCGCCGCAUAGGUACGUCAGGAAAUCCUCUCUUGUACGGCUUACUCCUCCUUGUUCACACCAAUGAUAUCUAUUAUCCUCUCAUCUCAAUAGCUUUAUAUCCUGUCAUAGGUCCAUGGUUGAUAGGAGAGGUAGUAACAGACAUGUAUGGAACAUUGACAUUGUAUGGAAUCUAUGUCAACUCAACAUUUAUCGGUGAUAAGUUUCCAAUGCUGUACUUUGUUACUGAUCUCCUCUGUUUUCAUCUUCCCCUGACCCUCUUCUGCCUCCUCCAUCUCUCAAGAGCCUAUCACCUCCAAAACAAGCAUUCUACUCAUCACUAUGGAAACGGCAACAAGAAUGGGAGGAGAUUGGUGGACAUUGUUCUCGUCAUAAUCAGCAUCUUUUUGCUCAAGUCGGUUCUGAGCAGGUCUUUCGGCACGAUCGCAAAGUUGACUCAUUGGUACGGUCAACUCGCCUUGCUAGUGUCUCCCAAGUACACCUGGACACUCCUGGUAGCACUGUACGUUGGAGGCAAAUGUGUGUUUAUAGGUUACAGAGGGGCGCAUACGCCAACAAGAACAGUUGGGACCGAAGAGAUGGAAAAUAGUGAAAAAUAAAUCUGCCACAGUUUUACACUAGUUUUAUCCAAAGAAGACUUACCUUGGUGAAAUAGAUUUACUAUUACCUCAUGAAAUAGAUUUACCAUCUCACUCAUAAACAUUUAAUAUACAUGUAUAUUUGAACUAUAUUCAUGUUGUAUAUAUAUAUGAUUUGAUUUCGUACACUAGCAUGCUGUGCAUGUCUCAUUGAUGAAGAGUUGUAUGAAUUCUUGCCAAUCGUAAAAUAGUAUAAAUGUGAAGAUUAGACUUUGAUUUGAAAGGUGCCAUAAUGAUUGACAUAAUAGAUGCAUUACUUGUUGGUGCCAGAUUUAUCAUUUUAAUUGCAAAAAGACAGUGUUAGUUUGAAGUUUUGUCAUUAAUGAUGAUCUGAUGUCGCAAUCUCUGCUACCAUUUAAUAGAUGUACAAAGUUUCAUUUUUUCUAAAAAUUUAAAAUUUACGUUACUAUGACAACUUGACUAGUAUUAUUUCGAAAAGUUAAAACAUAUUUUGAUAUUCAUUUCUACUGUCAAUGUAAAGUUAAUGUGUGGUAAGAUUUGAAUGGUUCUUCCCCCAAAAAAAAUCUUCCUUUGGGAUGGGAAGGAAAUAUUCUAGACGAUUAUAAUGAAAUAUCAUAAAAAUGUAAAUUGAGGACUUGACAACUUUCACAAGUUAUAUAUGUACAAGUUUCACAAGUUAUGUCACAAUGCAAGCUGUCUGGUAAGGGAAGAGACCUUUUCUUAUUCUCAAAUUUAGCUGCUUUAAAUUUUGCCAUAAUUUUGAGCAAGAACUACAUUGAGUUGUAAAAUGAAUUAGAUCAGUAAAAUUUGUUAUUGUUUUUUGCUGGUAAUGCAUGGUACAGACAUUUUUCAUUCUAUUAUACUCUGACUUGAAGGAACUAGAAAAGGAGUGUGUUGUAGCUGAUAAUUUUUUUUCUUCCAGAUGUGGAAUAUAGACAAACCCCAACACGAUUUAAUACAAAUAUCUUUGCUUUAAAAAAAUGCAUAUCUUCUACAGGAAAAUAUUGAAUGUUUUCAAUUGUACUACAGACUUAAUGAUAAACACAUAGUCAGACAUCACCUAGACAUGUAUCUGCAUGUGCACGUUGAGCAUACAGUCAAACCUGUCUAUAAAGGCCACCCAAGGAAACCAAAAAAGUGGCCACUGUAGAUGGGUUCUACAACACUCAUUUCUCUCUCUCUCUCUCUCUCUCUCUCUCUCUCGAUCUCGAGGGAGACAAUGACCACUAUAGACAGGUUUGACUGUAUUUGGUUUACCUUUCUAGGGUCACAUUUCAAUGCGUUAUAUUUUAUUUAAUGUUACAAAAAGAGGGCAUUACACCACUUGUUAGCAAUAGUCAGUUCAACAUCUCUUUCUUUCACUUUGUGCUAUACCCGUACAAAAACAACAACAUGGUACUACCAUGGCUUUAUAUAUACCGUGUUCAAAAAGUUCGUUCCGCCCCUAUCUGCCAACUCAACUGAUCAUUAUGACUACUUUAGUAAUAGCGCAGUCUGUUACCAACCAAAUGUACUGGAUGCAUCCAGCCUGCAAAAAUUGACCACACCUUUUGCUGGGCUGAAAUACGAGGGCAAAAAUUGAAAAGGAGGAAUUUAAAGGGUCUGUAAACCUCGGACAUUUAAAGAUGGCGCCCAACAAGACCAACAGUAACUUGGAGAAGGAAAGAGAACUGGCCAGAAAAUUUGACAGAAAUGAACCCCAUAGAGAAACUAUGGUCUAUUAUAAAAGAAAAAAUAUUGAAACUCAAUACUGCAAAACAAUAACUCAACUUAAAUGGGGGAUCCGGUGAGCAUAGAAAAGCCUAGACAUGAAUAAGGACCUCCUUGCAUCAUUAGUGGACUAUAACUGGACCAAGCGUGUUUCACAGGUGAUCGACCACCAAGGAGAGAUAAAUUUUUAAUAAAUUGGAAAGUGAUAUCUCUAAUAAUGCUUAGAAAUGAGAAAAUUAAUCAAAUAACCUGAAAUGCAUGGUGCAAAUUGAGUUUUAAACGCAAUAAAAUGCUUUUCUGUAGGGGGCGGAACGAACUUAUCGAACACCGUAUAUGUAGUGUACCAUAAUACUGUGUACCAUGGUAAUCUUUUACAAGGGCAUGACUUUGUAUCGUGCAGGCAAAAGACAAGAAAUUAUGAAUUACCUUUUUUUUAAAGUUUAUAUGAAUUGCAAUAAAAUGUAAGUGCAAUUACUUUGUCUAAUUCUAUUGUAUUUAGUUAUUUGUUUUUCAACAAUGUACACAAUGUGUAUUUCUGUUAUGCAAGUAACUGGUACCGGUAUACCUCCUGGUAGUGUGUAAACCAAUAUUUUCUGUCUCUUUUCAUACUUUCAGUAAUUUUACUUUGUUCAUUCACUUGUAAUGUUAAUUAUCAAAUGAAAUAAAAACUAUGAAUCAUUUUGAACCAAAACAAU